GCCACCCCUCCAAGGGCUGCAGCUUCCCCCGGCUUGCUUCUUUCUCUUCUCAAGCCCUCCCUUGCGCUCACUCUGUGAUUCGUACUCGCGCCUAAGUUUGCAGAGAGCUCGCUGCCGGCUCGGAGCCGGGUCCGGCCAGGAGCCGCGGGCGGGGUCGGGAAGCCAGUGAACGGCAAUCCAGAAGCAUCGUGGGCCAUGUAUAUUUCAUCAAAUGGACUUUGGGUGCGUCGCGUCUCGCAACCAUCAACGCUAUGUGCAGUGACAUUUCUGACUUGAGUGGAGGAAUGCGCGAAGGAAGCCCGGACGAAAUUGGUACUAGAGGAUCUUAUUGGCGCCAAUGCUAAUUGUCCUGAUUUAUGUCCCUUCUGACUAAGCUCAACGUCUUCGUCUGAAAUAAAAUGAAACCUGUGCCAAGCGGGGUAGAACCACCGGGCCGCUGGUUCUGAUCCCCGGGAAUCAGGAAAUCGUCCUGCAGCUGAAAAAAUUAAAAAAAAAAAAAAGGAUAGAGAAAAAAUAGAAAAAAAAAUCCCUCAGUAAAAGUUUAAGGCGAGAAGUGGCAGAGGCAGUGGCGCGAGGAGGCGCGGAGGAGAGCCGGCAAGCAGAGGACUGGGCUGGCAAGACCUCCCGAAGGCUGCGAUUUCAUUAUUAAUAUCACUAUAUUUUUGGAGGGAGAGGCACCUUUCUCAUCUUCUCUUCCUCUCCGCCCGCCCCUAUACCCUCCCCCUCAUCUACCUGUCAAAGUCACUGAUCUUUUGCAUUUCGGAAGAGGACGUCAACGGGAAGGAAUUCCCCCUCUCGGCUAGGGCUCCGAGAGGGGGCUACGCGCAGGAGGCUCCCACCACUCCCCGGGGCCGGAGGCGAAGGGUGUUGGUGCCAGAAGAGAAGAAUGAUUGAUGGGAAGCAGACACCGAGCUAUAGACACUCAUCCUUUUGCUUCAGAUACUGAUACCUCAGUACGCCUGAGCAACGCUUAUGAGCCGUGAGCAUCUAGGAUCACCCAGGGUUAUUGGAUGUACAAUAGGAGAGCCAUCAUUUUGCUAGAUCAUUAUCUGCUGCUGGACAUCUUUUACAAAAACCAAACUAGACCCAAGUCUAAUAGAUAUGUUCUAAGACAAUGAAAAAGCUGCAAGUUGUUGCUAAUGCCUAAUGCACAAGUAUGCUAGGUUUCCACCAAAGUCCUCAAUAUACCUGAACACGCGCAAUAUCCGAAUCCUUCACUUUUAGUUUUGGAAUCUACUUUGAAGUCUCAUCCUCUUUUUUCUGUUUGUUUUUUGUUACAUAUACAAACCUACCUACCUAUAGACAUACAUGUAUAUGUAAAAUAGAGACCACAGAUAAUCAAACCCGGCUUUUGUUACCACGAAGAUUGCCAAGAAUUCAGAGAUGUAUUUGUCAAGAUUCCUGUCAAUUCAUGCCCUUUGGGUUACAGUGUCCUCAGUGAUGCAGCCCUACCCUUUGGUGUGGGGACAUUAUGAUGUGUGUAAGACUCAGAUUUACACAGAAGAAGGGAAAGUUUGGGAUUAUAUGGCCUGUCAGCCGGAAUCCACAGACAUGACAAAAUAUCUGAAAGUGAAACUGGAUCCUCCGGACAUUACCUGUGGAGACCCUCCUGAGACAUUCUGUGCAAUGGGCAACCCCUACAUGUGCAAUAAUGAGUGUGAUGCAAGUACCCCGGAGCUGGCACAUCCACCUGAGCUGAUGUUUGAUUUUGAAGGAAGACAUCCCUCUACAUUUUGGCAGUCUGCUACUUGGAAAGAGUAUCCCAAGCCUCUCCAGGUUAACAUCACUCUGUCUUGGAGCAAAACUAUUGAGCUCACAGACAACAUAGUUAUUACCUUUGAAUCGGGGCGUCCAGACCAAAUGAUCCUGGAGAAAUCUCUUGAUUACGGACGAACAUGGCAGCCCUAUCAGUAUUAUGCCACAGACUGCUUAGAUGCUUUCCACAUGGAUCCUAAAUCCGUGAAGGAUUUAUCACAGCAUACGGUCUUAGAAAUCAUUUGCACCGAAGAGUACUCCACAGGGUAUAUGACCAACAGCAAAAUAAUCCACUUUGAAAUCAAAGAUAGGUUCGCGUUUUUUGCCGGACCUUGGCUACGCAAUAUGGCUUCCCUCUACGGACAACUGGAUACAACCAAGAAACUCAGAGAUUUCUUCACUGUCACAGACCUGAGGAUAAGGCUUUUGAGACCUGCCGUUGGGGAAAUAUUUGUAGACGAGCUACACUUGGCACGCUACUUCUACGCCAUCUCAGACAUAAAGGUUCAUGGAAGGUGCAAAUGUAAUCUCCAUGCCACUGUGUGUGUGUAUGACAACAGCAAAUUGACCUGUGAAUGUGAGCACAACACUACAGGUCCAGACUGUGGGAAAUGCAAGAAGAAUUAUCAGGGCCGACCUUGGAGUCCAGGCUCGUAUCUCCCCAUCCCCAAAGGCACUGCAAAUACCUGUAUCCCCAGUAUUUCCAGUAUUGGCAAGUGUUAUUGUAACCCUUUGGGCUCAGUCCAUGAUCGUUGUAAUGGCUCAGGAUUUUGUGAGUGUAAGACUGGAACAACAGGGCCUAAGUGUGAUGAGUGUCUGCCGGGAAAUUCCUGGCACUACGGCUGUCAACCGAAUGUCUGCGACAACGAGCUCCUGCACUGCCAGAACGGAGGGACGUGCCACAACAACGUGCGCUGCCUGUGCCCCGCCGCGUACACGGGCAUCCUGUGCGAGAAGCUGCGGUGUGAGGAAUCGGGCAGCUGCGGCUCCGACUCGGGCCAGGGCGCGCCCUCGCGCGGCUCCCCCGCGCUGCUGCUGCCGCUGGCCGCUCUGCUGGGGACAGCCGGCCCCCUGGCGAUCUAGGCGGCGCGUCCAGCCACCAGAUGGGUCCGGCCGUGGGGAAGCAAACACAGCCCCAGCAUUUGCUACUAACAUAGGAAACCCACCCUCAGACCCCCCCACUCAAACACAGUGUACAAACUAAGAAGGCCCAACUGAACUAAGCCAUAUAUAACAGCCGUGGACAGCACACCGGAGUCAAGACUGGUAAUUUCUGACUCCAGAGGCGUUGGCAGCUGCUGAUAGUAUCCCUGCAAAUCACAUUGCCCGCUGCAGAGCUUAUCGCCGAUUGGAAAGGCUGUGACAGCCCCCCGAAAGGAACGACAGAAAACAACAACAAAUCAACCAACCUAAAAACAUUGGCUACUCGCACGUGGUGUGCCCCACGCACCACCCGGCCCCGUGUGUGAACCAACCAAACUGAAGCAUCCUUUGCUGGCAGUGCAUUGUGGGUCUAAGGAAGUGUGUUACAAGCUGCCAUAUUGGCCUGCUUCAGUCCCUGAACCCCUUCCAACCUGUGCUUUGGUGAACGUUGCUCUGUAACCCUCGUUGGUUGAAAGAUUUCUUUGUCUGGUGUUAGUAAUGCACAUGUGUAACAGCCCCCCUUCAAAAGCUCAAGCCAGUCGUACCCCGUAUAUCUUAGCAGCACUGGGUCCACCCAGUGCUAGCACACAUCCACUGUCCAAGAGUGGCUGUAGGAAAAAAGAGAAAGUGUAUCUAUCCUUUUGUAUUCAAAUGAAGUUAUUUUUCUUGAAAUACUGUAAUAUGUAGAUUUUUUGUAUUCUUGCCAAUUUGUGUUACCAGACAAUCUGUUAAUGUAUCUAAUUCAAAUCAGCAAAGACUGACAUUUUAUUUUGUCCUCUUUCCUUCUGUUUUGUUUCAUUGUGCAGAGAUUUCUCUGUAAGGGCAACGAACUUGCUGGCAUCAAAGAAUAUCAGUUUACAUAUAUAACAAGUGUAAUAAGAUUCCACCAAAGGACAUUCUAAGUGUUUUCUUGUUGCUUUAACACUGGAAGAUUUAAAGAAUAAAAAUUCCCGCAUAAACGAUUUCAGGAAUUUGUAUUGCGAUUUCUUAAGAUGAAAGGAGAAGCCACCAAGCAGAUUCACACUCGCUUUACUGAUUUCUAUGUGGACUGAAUACACUCAGCUGAUGAAUUUAGUAACCAGAAAGGUGGAUUGGUGUUCACUAGCUUGGACAACUUCUGCAAAAUAUGAGACUAUUUCUACUUGGGAAAAAUUAUAACAGAAAAAAAAAAAUCUAAGUGAUUGCCAAGAUUAUGCCAAAGCCUGUUGGCAGAGUACUAAGAGACUUUUAUUUUUAAGUCAUGCUAUUUUCACAGAUUGAUGUGAUCAUGUGACUCUAGGGAUGCUGAUCUAUGUAUCUUUCCAAUUACAGUGUUUACAUGGAGUAUCAUAAGAGGCAACCUGGGGAACCAGGAAAGUCGCAGGGAAAUUGAGUGAUUAGCAAUUUGACUUUGAAUAUAUUCAGACUAAGUAUUUACAGAAAUAUCAAAAUAUACAGCAGCAAGUAGACAUAACUGCUCUUCCUGAGAAUAAAGUUUGUUUUAAGUACUGCCCAAGGUGUAAUCAAUUCUUGUUUCUGCCUUUUAUUAGGCCAAUUACUGUGCAAAACAGCAAGGCAGGGAGAGGAGGGGAGAAGCACUGCAAAGUUUCAAAGUGACUAAAACAGUGUGUAUUCCAUUCCCAGCACACUGUUGUCCUACAGGUUACAAAUGUGUUCGCAGCAGCAUCUUCUGGCAUCAAAAACAAUUAACAGCCCAAGCCAGAGUCUGAAGGACAGUGAAGUCUUACAUGACUUGGUAGAGCAAUAGCCUAUGAUGGUGUUAGGUCAGAAGCCCACUUCCAGUCUGAAUUCUUCACCCUCCCGCCACUCUUUGCUGAAAUUGGGGUAGGGGGAGUCUUCUGACAAAUAUCCUCGGUAAAAACUAGACUAAGGAACAGCGUGUCUUAUUGGUUUUGUUCCCAGAAAAACCAAUUCAAAGAAGGCAAUAAAAGGUAAACAGGUAACGCCUGUGCUGCCUGCCAUCCCACGUCUAAGUCGAUUGAAUGUUUGUUAUUCAAACCCACAGUCUCUUUUGAUGUAAGAAAUAAGAAAAGAUAGAAAUAAAUUAGAGCUCUGGCUUAGUGCCGGCGUGGCCAACCAGAAACUGGAGAUUUACAUUAGAAGCAUAAACAGCAAAUUAUAUUUCAGGCUCACCAAAGACUACACAUGAAAAUGCCAAUAACAUACAGUUUGAGAUUACCUAUAAUGAGGUGGAUUUCUAAUAUUAAAAUUGGAGUUGUCUUAUAGUUUAUUAGCACAAACCAAAGGUAGACUGUGUUAUUUCCAGCAAUGAUGCACUUUAUUAUUACCCACUCAUGGCUUUGUCCCUAUGCUCAGGAAUCAGACUGCACAUUUCAAUACAUGGUAUUUGAAAGCUAAUUCUAACAUUUAAUGAAGGCCUGAUCUAAAUCAAUUCAUCUGCCUUUUAUCUUUAUGAAGCUAUAAGAAUCUAAAUUGA
Lagenorhynchus albirostris (white-beaked dolphin) is the source of this 5335-nucleotide messenger RNA. It is a transcript of the gene NTNG1, whose product is annotated as netrin G1. Gene Ontology annotation, molecular function: cell-cell adhesion mediator activity. Bases 1384 to 2838 code for a protein of 484 amino acids. NCBI's taxonomy places the organism in Eukaryota, Metazoa, Chordata, Mammalia, Artiodactyla, Delphinidae. The transcript has 7 exons. The record is from RefSeq and is a predicted model, not a curated record.